Molecule: messenger RNA, 1862 nt
Organism: Fukomys damarensis (Damara mole-rat)
Lineage: Eukaryota; Metazoa; Chordata; Mammalia; Rodentia; Bathyergidae
Gene: Ccdc196
Product: coiled-coil domain containing 196
Exons: 12
Source: RefSeq, a predicted model, not a curated record
GUCAGUUGGUCAAGUCGCGAUGAGUGGCGACGUGUGACGGUCAGGCCGGGUCGCGAUGGACGACGACGACUGGUCUUGGAAGUUCCCCUUCAAGAUGACAAGUGGUGCAAACUCUUCAGAAUCUUUUGUGCCCUCAAAAAGCUCUAAAAUAGAUGACAACUACUUGAGGGAACUGAAUGAGGACUUAAAGAUAAGGAAGCAGGAACUCCUAGAGAUGCUAAAACCUCUAGAAGAUAAGAACAACCUCUUAUUCCAGAAGUUAAUGUCUAACUUGGAGGAAAAACAAAGAAGUCUGCAGAUCAUGAGGCAGAUCAUGGCAGGGAAGAAAUGUGAUAAAUCCUCAGUUGUAGAGCUCAUUAAGGAAGCAGAGGACAUGAAACAGAACCUGGAAAGGAAAAACAAGAUGCUUCAGAAGGAAAUGGAGAUGCUAUGGAACAAGUCAUCGCAGAUAGAAGAACUCCAUGAUCAACAAAAAGCACCACAGAUCAAAAACAAGGCAGACUUGUACGAUGGAAAAAAGGUAACCAAGAAUGAACUGGAGUUACCACUUGCAGAGAAAGUGAAGGAAAUAAGGAUGGAGAAAAGAAACAGGAAAAUGGAAUGGGUCAAGUAUCAGGAACAAGCCAACACCCUUCAGAAUGACUGUCAUGGAAAAGUGAUUGAAUUGAGAAUUGAAGCCUCAAAGAACUAUCAGAAGGCUAAUGACCUGAAAUUAUCACUGUACUUACAGCAGAAUUUUGAGCCAAAGCAAGCAUUUUUAAAUCUUCCAUGAUCCCAAGGUACUAUGGACACUACAACUACGGGCAAAACAUCUUUCGACAGAAAUAAACCCAAUGUGAGAAUUCUGGGAUUAAAAACCUGCACAGAACAACAAGAUGCUAAAGAAAGUCAAUGUGAUGAUGUAGUAGGUAGGCUCUUUUUUCUGAGGUCACUGCCAGAUGACACUCAGAAGGAUUACAAGGCUUUCACUCCAUUUGCUUUGGAGAGAUUUAAAGACUAGGCAUAGCCAUUUGUGUUCAUUAAAAUUUCUCAAACCUUUGUUUUACUGCUAUUUUCCUCUUGCUCCCCCACCAAUCUGGAUGGAAAUGUUAGAUGCUUGGCCUUAAGCGUGUCAGAAAUUUAGUCAUCUAGGGAUUAUAAACAGCCUCUGACUAUUUUGUUCACUUUCAGAUUUGAGAUGACUAGAUUCAAACCACACUGCAUGUAGUUAAAUUUUUAAACAGGAUUCUUCCUUACCUAUGAGGUAUUUAGUGUUGGGCAGACACACGGCUGGCAAAUGAGUAGUACUGACAAAAUGAAGAAAAUCAUAUUCUCUAGACUGCUGUUACUCUCUCACCAGCCAGAUCCAACUGCCCUGUUGAUUCUACCUCCUUGCUCAGGCCCUCUUUCUUGCCAGGAUUACCACAGCCUUUUAAUUAGCUUCCCUGCUUCCAGUCCCCCCAAUCCAUCUUCUGCAGCACUACUGAACAUAUUGUUUUAGAAAGAGAAAUGAGAACUUGUCACUCCGCUAUUGGUUUUUCACUGACUUUAUUAUAAAGUCUAAACUCCUUUGCAUACCAUAAAUGAUCUGCCUCCUGCCUCCUUUCUCAGACUCAUCUUUCAUUUUCCCCUUCCUUCAUAUAUCUUACAUCGAGCUCUUACAGUUCCUCUGAACUGCCAUGACCUUUAUUAUCUUCAUGCACAAAGCUGAAAGAUUUUUGUGUCCUUGUCUGUUUCACAAUUGCCUAUUUUGCUUAAGGACUGAGUUUAGUGCUCUUCUACCCCAAUUAUUCUCAAUUCUGUAUAUUAAAAUUUCCUAGUGGGCUUUAAAAAAUAGCAUUUCAGGGCCGGGGAUUUAGCUCAGUGGUUCUACCACCUGCCCA